Messenger RNA from Dacryopinax primogenitus, 1560 nucleotides. Its product is annotated as acid protease. Gene Ontology annotation, molecular function: aspartic-type endopeptidase activity. The transcript has 7 exons. NCBI's taxonomy places the organism in Eukaryota, Fungi, Basidiomycota, Dacrymycetes, Dacrymycetales, Dacrymycetaceae. The record is from RefSeq and is a predicted model, not a curated record. The coding region runs from base 289 to 1482 and encodes 397 amino acids. Gene Ontology annotation, biological process: proteolysis.
UGGUCAUGUCAACAACUAUUCUGCCGACGUAAUAGGAGAGGAAUGCAGCCCAAUAGAGCGAACACGGAAGCGUAAAGAGUUCAGAUCAUCGGAAUGUCAUACCUCUCAGUCGCCUCAUGUGCGGAAUUCACUGUGCCAGGCAGUACGAGUUCAGCAUGUCAGAACGGUACCGGCGGUUCUGCUGGGAUGCCAAGACCUUCUUUGCCUUCCUACUCGGGGACCUCUUAUAUCCCUUCUGUCCUCGCUUGUCCACUUCGUCCGUUCGUUCUCCCUCUAGCCUGAAAGACGAUGCGUUCUCUCUCUGGCCUACUACUGACCCAAGUCGCUCUUUACCCUCUUUUCUCUCUCUCACUCCCAACGCCCAACCCCCUCCCCGGCCUACUCACAAUCCCCCUCCAGCGUCAAGUCCAGCAAGGGCUCCUCUUCCUCAGCUUUGAGCAAACCAGCCCCAGCCCCGCAGCAGGCCCAGACGGGACAUACAACGCUGCGGUCGCGAACCAGCAGGUGCAGGUUGUCACUGCCGUCCAGACUGGGAAUGGGCAGACGUUCCCCGGUAUGCUGGUCGACACGGGGAGUGCGUUCUUGUGGAUGAACGCGGGGCAGACGAAAUAUGCCCCUGGGCCGCAUUCGCACUCGACGAACUACACCUUUGCCGUGGGGUAUGGUGCGGGAUCUGCCACUGGCGUGGUCUACCAGGAUCAAGUGACGAUCGGCAGCGCGACCGUCUCCGAGCAAUACAUCGGUGCAGCAACGAACGUGACCGCCUUCCAUGAGCUGGUAAACUUUGACGGCAUCCUGGGCCUGGGCCGUGAUAUCGGGAACAAUGGGUCUAUCCAGGGGUUACAAGUCACGCCUACGUUCGUCGAUUCCCUGUAUAACGAAGGUAGGAUCUCUGAGCGCACGGUGGGGAUCUACCUCGCUCCUUUUGGGGAGAACGGGACGCAGACGAAUGCUGGAGAGCUCACGUUUGGCGGAGUGGACAAGAGCAAGUUUGAGGGUGAGCUGGUGUGGGCACCGCAGAUGCAGAACGAUAGGCAUUGGGCGGUGCAGAUUGACGGAGUGGCCUAUGGUUCGCAGGGCUUGCAGAAUGGUACUUCACAAGCUAUUGUCGACACUGGCACGCUACCCAUCUUGCUGCCCUUUGACGCCUUCUUCGGCCUGCACAAUCUGAUAAACGCAUCGAUAAUGGACACCGGCCCGCUCGCCGGCUGGCUCAGCGUCCCCCCUGAGAUUGACCUCCAACCGCUGACGUUCACCAUCGGCGGCUCAGACUUCCCCCUCCCACCCGAAGCGUACCUUAUUCCCGAGAGCCUAUACGAGCACUUCAACGUCACUGGACCCGAGAGGCCAACGUGGUUCGCCAGCGGUGGGUUCGGGAACGCAGCUCUGGGACAAAAGUUCUUAGAGAUGUUCUAUUCCGUAUAUGACUCGGACGAGGACCGAAUCGGUUUUGCUCCUCUUGUCGGGAGCGGAUCGAUGUGAACUCUGUCCGCUACAGUUUCGGUCUGUUCUCCCACUUCAUACUUCGGACAAUGUCGUGGACAAUGUAGCUAGAUAGUC